Messenger RNA from Cicer arietinum (chickpea), 1502 nucleotides. RefSeq names its product protein WALLS ARE THIN 1-like. The record is from RefSeq and is a predicted model, not a curated record. Gene Ontology annotation, molecular function: transmembrane transporter activity. Gene Ontology annotation, cellular component: membrane. Lineage: Eukaryota; Viridiplantae; Streptophyta; Magnoliopsida; Fabales; Fabaceae.
CAGCUAGCAGAUAUUUUUGCCCUCUUUUCUCUUAGUCAACCAGUUCUAAGCUAAUAUUGAACUCUCAUUACUUCUCUGGGUAGAUCCAAAUCAUCAAUACCAAAAGAAAAUGGUGGCUGAACGAGCUAAGCUACACAUAGCCUUAACAUUUUUACAAUUUUGUCAUGCAGGAAAUCAUAUAUUCCUCAGAAUUGCACUUAAUACUGGAGUCAGCAAGCUUGUAUUUCCUGUCUAUAGAAACAUCACCGCUUUCAUUCUUCUAGCCCCACUUGCAUAUUUCACUGAAAAGAAAGACAGGCCUCCAAUAACCAACUAUUGUCUGCUACAAUUUUUCCUACUUGGACUUGUUGGAAUAACAAUGAAAGAAGGAUUUUACCUCUUGGGAUUGGACAACACAUCGCCGACAUUUGCUUCUGCUAUGCAAAAUUCUGUUCCAGCCCUUACCUUUCUAAUGGCUGUUAUAAUAAGGUAUGAGAGUUUGCACUUAAAUAAGAUAGAUGGUAUGGCUAAGGUUCUUGGAGUCCUUGCUUCUGUUGGAGGAGCUUCAGUCAUUACCCUUUACAAAGGACCUAUCAUUUAUGCUCCACAAUUAGCACUACAUGAGGGGCAAUUCUUGUCUCUAUUUGGUGAUGAAAAUGGGAAAAACUGGAACUUGGGUGGCAUCUUUCUCUUUGGUCACUGCUUGUGUUGGUCUGGUUGGAUUGUGAUGCAAGCAUUUGUUCUUAAAAAGUACUCAGCUCCACUUACAGUUUCUGCUUUUACUUGCUUCUUUGGUGUUUUGCAGUUUGUGGCAAUUGCAGUUUUUCUUGAGAAGGAUCCUAAAGCUUGGCAGCUCAAUUCAAGUGAAGAGGCCUACAGUGUUUUGUACUCGGGACUGGUGACUUCAGGGCUGGCAGCAGCAAUACAAAUAUGGACUAUUAGCAAAGGAGGGCCAGUGCUUGCUUCAAUUUAUCUUCCCUUACAAACAUUACUUGUAGCUUUGAUGGCAUCCAUUGCUUUUGGUGAAGAGUUCUUCUUGGGAGGGAUUAUUGGAGCUGUCUUAAUUAUAUCUGGCUUAUACCUUGUUGUCUGGGGAAGAAGUCGAGAAAUUAAGUCUGGUGAGGAAUUCAUAGUCUCCAUUGAGCCUGAGAAUCAGUGGGAAGAAAAAAGUGACAGCUCUUCCCUCAUCCAACCAUUGAUUCCUCUUCACAACUCUUAGAUGUUAGGGGAAUAAUUUUGUAUGCUAGUAAAAAUGUAUUAACAAAUAUUACAUCAUUUAUUUGAUGUAGCAGGGUAUUUUUGCAAGUACCAACUACUGAUAUGGAUGCACUACAAUUACUAAUAUAUAGUCCAUAAGUUAGUUGAAUAUAUACACAAGGACAUCAACUGAUAGAUAACUGAUUUUUAUGUUGUAUUAAUGAAUUAUAAGCUAGCCACAAAAAAUAUUACACCCCUUUUAGUAGCCUCUGCUUGUUUAUUGGCGGUAGCUAGCUUUGGUCAUUAACGUGGCUAGGUUUGUUUUA